Molecule: messenger RNA, 912 nt
Organism: Carassius carassius (crucian carp)
Lineage: Eukaryota; Metazoa; Chordata; Actinopteri; Cypriniformes; Cyprinidae
Gene: eif4ebp3
Product: eukaryotic translation initiation factor 4E binding protein 3
Exons: 3
Coding region: 134-439 (101 amino acids)
Biological process (GO): negative regulation of translational initiation
Cellular component (GO): cytoplasm
Molecular function (GO): eukaryotic initiation factor 4E binding
Source: RefSeq, a predicted model, not a curated record
UUUGCAGCACGUGACAAAUCUCCACCCUCGAGCUUUCCAACAUGUGGAGCGCAGAGACGCGCAGCGUUGCAAUAGAUCGACCAAAACCUUAGCGUGUGCUCAUUCAAGUCCUGAUCUUAGAUUUCGGUUCAUCAUGUCAAGCAGCUGCGAAGCUUCGUCGACCUGCCCGAUCCCAAGCCGCUCCAGCUGGCCUCCGCUCCCUGACAGCUACAGUCAAACUCCUGGAGGAACUCUGUUUUCAACAACUCCCGGGGGGACUCGGAUCAUCUAUGAUCGAAAGUUUCUCUUGGAAUGUCGAAACUCGCCGAUCGCACGCACCCCACCCUGCUGCCUCCCCCACAUACCAGGGGUCACCAGGCCCUCGCUGCAGCCAGCAGAGCAGGAGGAUGACAGCAAAGAUCUCGGAGUUGAUGACAGCCAGUUUGUGUUGGAUAUGUGAUGGAUGUCUCCAGCUCGUCUCAGCCUGUUCUACCAGUGCCCGCCAUCUGAGGGAUGAUCACACAGCUGUGGAUUCCUUCAUUUAUGCCUCCAUGCAUUAUUUUUACUUUAUCUAAAUAAUGAAAUGCUCCGAGCAAUUGUUUCUGUUGUGGGGUGGAGCGUUUUGAGUUUGCUGGGGUGUUAUGGUGAAAAUGCAGCUUCUGGUGCUGUUUAUUUCAGUGCCUUCAUUACUCUUUUUAUUUACAACCAUUCUGAAGGUGACCUCUAUAUAAUCUACAUUUUAACUGUCUGAGGAUGGUUCAAAUGCAGUUAUUUCACUUUUUUAAUGGAACUAUGACCCUGUGAAGGGCAUCUAAGUCAUAUAUUCCAGAAAUAAACAGUUGGGAUGAUGAUUUUUGUACUGUUUACUGUUCGUAUUCUCUGGAUGUAAUGUGACAUUUUGGAAUAAAACAAAAACAAAACGGUUUAAAUCUU